AUGAGGGUUCCAACCAUUCUGCUCGCAUUGCUAGCGACCGCUAGGGCCGAGGAUGUGCUUCAAGACAUAUCUCUCCAUCCUACCGAGCUUGUGUUGGAUGAAGAGCCCCCAUUAUUCAUACCACUGGAUGCUCAACAUGACUGGGUCUACCCCGAGACUUUGCCACCCAUGCCUCAGUGCAUCGCCGAGCAGGACCAGGCUGCAUGGCUAAGUGCCAUGACAAGAUGCACAAAGAAGCAAUGCAUGCGGCACUUUGGAGUAAUCUGUACCCGCCACCAAUGGCGCACCCAGCUUAGCUGUCUCAACACCGAACUUUCCCCUCGACUUCUUGUACAGUACGUUGAUUACUGUAGCCGCUCCGUUCUGAAAAAGGCACAAUUGUACCAGUGGAUCCAUACAACAACGGGUCGUACAUGGCUUUUUCAGGUCGGCGAUGCCAACGGAUUACAGAGGCUUUCUCCAGCCUCGCUGACCAAAGGAUAUGCGGCUGUUCGUAUCACAGACAAGGCGCCGGCAUGUCUGACCGAAUCGGUAUCCCCUUCAUCAAUGGAGUCGUUUGGACAAGUUAUGGCAUCCUGUGCUUUCGAGGCUACUACUAGACAUAUGGGCAAUGCUAAACGUCCAUGGGAAUAUCAUGAAAGUGAGCAUUCAAUGGUCGCUCUGGAUAUUGAAGUUGCAGGGUACGACCUGACACAUGCCACCAUUCCGGACAAUCGUUACUUUGACAAGCAGUGUUUCUGCAAGACAUUUGAUGCAAGGCUUGCAGAAGAGGACUGUGCAGGGCCUGGAGUAUAUUCAACGAUGCAACGGUUAUGGUUGCAUGCUACUUGCGGAUCUGCGUCACUUCCCUCCAACUGGAGGCAGGGACUCAAAACCACUCCUUACGAUUACAUUCCUGCGGAAAGAUGGAAGCGACCCCAGUGCUUCGAUCCCAUGCCAGAUAACGUGAUGCGGCUCAAGGACCAAUGCACGACUAAUGCUUGUAGAGUCGGCUCCGACGGCUACUGCUAUGUCCAGCGUGCAGUAGAUAGAUCCUGUUUCUGCCGUAACAUCAACUAUGACACAUGCAAAGGAUCCUGCCACGACUUCGACAACCGGAUCGACUACAUACACUGGCUCCACAAUUUAUGCGGCGCCGAAGAAAACUGGCAUGGUUUACCAGAGGACUGGCAUCGACUAGCUCGCGCCACUCGUCGCGAGGCAAUUCCAUGGGCAUGGUACAUAGACUCAUUCAGUCGCUCAACCCCCAGCACAAACGAAACCGACCCAUCAACCCCUAAACAAUCAUGUGCCUCCAGCGAGUGGAAACAAAUGAGUCUCCUCCUCGUCAACCUCGCUGCCCUUUUCACCGCCAUCUUUGGCCCAAAGCCAGCCUCCAGCCCAACCACAAACCCCCUGGGCAGCAUCCUCUGGUUCCCGCGUGGCAUCGCCGUAGCAGCCUUUUACCUCCUCGCUAACGCCAUCAACGCCAUGCUCAUCCAAUCGACCCCCACCUAUGAGGAAACCCCCAUGGUGGAGCUCGCCCUCCUCUGGUGCACCAUGCCCCGCCUAACCUGGCUCACCAUGAUCCUCGUCCUCGCCUCACCCUACAAACGCUCCACCUUUUCCGCCGUAGCCACAGUCAUCGUAUCCGAGACCAUCCUGCAAGCCCUCUCUUCCACCACCAUACUCUCCACCGUGUCCUACGGCAUCCAGCACGGCUUCUACAACCCAAAUACCACCGUACUAAGUAACCUGUCAGCAGCGCCGUACAUGUACGCCGGCGCCCUCAUGUGGGCCAUCGUCAUGUUCCUGUCUAUCCUCGCCUUCUUCUACGUUCUAUUUGAUGCAAGCACACCGCAUGAUUCGAUUAAUCCCCAGAAUCACCAUCUCGCGUCUCAGCUCAGAAAACCGUUUGUAGAGCGCUGGACGUGGAUCGAGGAGAAGAUUGCAGAGUAUUGGAUCGAUAUGGAUUGGGAUUUUGAACAGACCCCGCUCAUGCAGAAUGAGGGUUAUGUUCAUCUUGUGUAUGGCACGUUGCCAACUAAGACGCCCAAUGGGCGAAGGACGAAGAGGGGUGUGGUGAGGGCUACGCUGGUGGCGUUUGUGAGUAUGAUUUUGUUGUGGGUUGCGCAGUGGGUGUUUUGGAUUGGGUUUGUGGGUAUUUCGGAGGGGGAGUUUUGUACGCCACAGCUUGAACUUUCGACUUUGAUAUGGAUUGCUUCUUCCAUUGCUGCGGCUUUUGGUAUUGUAAAGGCAUGA
Molecule: messenger RNA, 2241 nt
Organism: Bipolaris victoriae FI3
Lineage: Eukaryota; Fungi; Ascomycota; Dothideomycetes; Pleosporales; Pleosporaceae
Exons: 3
Coding region: 1-2241 (746 amino acids)
Source: RefSeq, a predicted model, not a curated record